This is a messenger RNA of Paramuricea clavata, 1331 nucleotides long. NCBI's taxonomy places the organism in Eukaryota, Metazoa, Cnidaria, Anthozoa, Malacalcyonacea, Plexauridae. The record is from the annotation of a GenBank genome assembly.
AUGCAUCAAACAUGCAGGAUACAGAAGUUCAGUCCCUACAAGACUCUCCCAUCCUCCCAAAAACAAACAGCACAACAGUCAACAGGAGAUGAAGUCUCGGAGGUAUUAACUACAUAUUUUCGAUGAAACAUGUAUAUGUGUAAAAAACAUAGACGGAUUGUCAUAUUUUUUACUGGGGUGGUGCCAGAAAUUUUAAGGGGGUGAGCUGUGAGCAGGUGACUGAAGCAACACAAAGUGUCACCAAACCCCAGUAAGGUCUAUAUUCUAGGGGUGGAGCACUAGAGCAGCGAGGGGGAGUCUAGAGAGCAGAAAACAAAGUAUCCCUGGAAAAAUUUGAAAAAAAUCCUGAUUUCUAGCUGCAAAAAAAAAGUUUUUGAAGUUGUCAUAUCAAUGACAAUGGUUUGGCAUGUCUGAUUGUCUGUUGAGACUUGAGAGAGUUAAAGUUAAAUGAACCUGUAAAAGUGUAAACCCGAUAGGCCAAUACACAAUAUGUUUUUACAUUUAUAAAGUCAUUGACAUUGUGUCGUUUGAAUCCGAGUACAAUUUACGAUGCAACUACGAUGUGAACAUCCACCUUCAAGCAAGCAUGUGAACAUCCACCUUCACGAGAACUAGAAUCACAACUACCUGUCUCACAGCAGCAGCCACCACAAAUUAAAGUAUCAGGGGUAUGUUUCCAAAAUAUAUUGCGUGUCUCUAUAACCUUUGUUCUGAUGUUAUACAAAGAUAUCUUGUAACAAUACCAUUGCAUGUCAAUUUAUUUUUAUGCAGAAAAAAGGGUUGGGACUUUGUGAUGUAAAGAUGCCUGCAAAAAUGAAAGCCAGAGGAAGACCAAAAGGCAUUGGCCAAACAGCGAUAGGGGUCCCAAAGAAGAGCAAAGAUGCCAAUCUCCCUACACCAUAUGCCAAAAAAUGUCGUGAGGAUAAAACCAGAUGUAAGCAGUUAAUCCAGUUUAGACUAUUCUAUUCAGUCAUGCACUGUACCAUACCUUAUUAUUUUACCCCGUCUAAUGUACCUUAAUUUGUAAAUAGGUUAAAUAUAUUACAACAUGAUCGAUUUCUUUUUUAGUAAUUCUACAUUGGUUUAUUGAUAACCAUACUGCUGAAUCUGCCAUCAGUAAAGAGCAAAUGAUAACAGAAAAAGAGCUGAAAGCAAACAAGGAUAUAUCAUUUGCAUGUUUAGAUGAAAACAUCGAGAUAGCUAGAAUUAAACCAUAUUUUACAGCUGCUGGUUGGUCUGCAGUUCUUAAAUCUGUUAAAGAAUUAAAAAAAACAAAUCAUGUUUUGCUUUACCUGCAAGAAAGAAUUAGAAGGAGAUCAGUUGAGUUGUGA